AAAAUCACUUUUUUAAAAGCUUUUUCCACAGUUUUCAGAUGAUAUUUAUGGGUUGUGUUGUCAUGAGAAUGACAACACAAAGUGUUGGUGACCAAACCUCUCUGUGAUGAAACCAGCAGCUCAAAUGGUAAACACCUUUCUUUUGGUUACUCCAAACUCUGAUGCUGCACACACUUCCACUGUUGUGUGACAAAGAUUUACUUUUCCAGAGGACACUUCUAGAAACCGCAGAAAUGAAAAUACUGGGGGCUUAAGAUAGUGGGUUUGUGUGUGUGUGAGAGCGUGUUUGGUGUGAGUGUGUGGUGCAAGGGGGAGGGAGGAACAUGAAGUGAAGGGAGGAGAUGUUUCUUUCCUGCUACAGGUAUAAAUUACAGGGCUUUUGCUCUUUGAUCCUACAUAUUUCACCUGCAGGCAGCAUCACAUUGAAUUCUCGACCCUCACAGAUGGGGCAGAUCACUUCCAAGCAGAAUGUGCUGCCUCGGACCGUCCGCUUCUCGAGCCACGAGGAAGGCCCCCCCAGAUACUCCCCGCAUCAUUUCAAUGGCAGGAAUCCAAAUUUGCGCACCAAUCCCACCGCCAUCGUCUCAGACGAGGACUCCAGCAGCACAGCAGAUCGGCGGGGAUCGCGGGCGGAGCUGCGGCGCUCCUCCCUCUACAGCACCAUCGACCUGGUUCCUCAGCUGGAGCAUUAUGCCAGCUCCAUACCGCGCCAGCAAACAAGGAGCCGACCCUCCCUGGAGGUGCUGAGGAAGUCCUUUGAGGAUGUGGAAGGCAGCGUGGAUGGAGAAACCACUCUAGGCUCAAUCGGCCUCCCAGUUCCAGAAAAUGAAAACGAAGAGUCUGAGAACACCAAGGAGAAGGCUCCGGUUCGGUUCGGCUGGAUAGUUGGAGUGAUGGUGCGCUGCAUGCUGAAUAUUUGGGGGGUCAUCCUGUUCCUCCGCCUGUCAUGGAUCACCUCGCAGGCCGGUAUUGUGUUGACGUGUGUGAUCAUCCUCAUGUCUGUGGUGGUAACCUCCGUGACGGCGCUCUCCAUCUCUGCCAUCGCCACCAACGGCAGGGUCGUUUCAGGUGGAGCGUAUUUCAUGAUCUCUCGAACUCUGGGUCCAGAGAUCGGAGGACCAAUCGGGGUGGUCUUCUCCUUCGCCAACGCCCUUGCUUGUGCGCUCAACACUGUUGGCUUUGCAGAAGUGGUUCGUGAUCUGAUGCAGGAGUUUAACGUUGUCAUGGUUGAUUCAGUCAACGAUGUUCGCAUCGUGGGCGUCAUCACUGUGACAGUCCUUCUGCUCAUCUCACUGGCUGGAAUGGAGUGGGAGUCCAAAACUCAGAUUUUAUUCUUCUUGGUUCUGUUGGUGUCCUUUGCCAAUUACUUUGUGGGAACGUUUAUCCCUCCUAAAAGUGAAGACCAAGCUGUCGGAAUCUUUGGAUACAGAGGAGAUAUCUUUGUAGAAAACCUGACGCCAAACUGGAGAGGGCCUCAAGGAAGCUUCUUCCAGAUGUUUGCCAUUUUCUUUCCAGCUGCCAUUGGAAUCUUGUCAGGUGCUAACAUCUCUGGAGAUCUUAAAGACCCAGCCGUUGCCAUCCCCAAGGGAACACUAAUGGCUAUUUUUUGGACAACAGUUAGUUACCUAGGGAUUACUGUAACUGUUGGAGCGUGUGUGGUGCGAGACGCCUCUGGAAACAUGAGUGACAUCAUUACUGGAAACAACACUGACGGUUGCAUGGGACUGGCGUGCAAACUGGGCUGGAACUUCACUGACUGCUUACAAACCCAGUCGUGUCAGUUCGGGCUGGCAAACAGUGUGAAGGUUCUGGGACAGGUCUCUGGGUUCUACUACCUCAUCACUGCUGGAGUUUUUGCUGCCAGUUUGUCUUCUGCUCUUGGAUUUCUCGUCUCCGCUCCUAAAGUGUUUCAGUGUUUGUGCAAUGACAAAAUCUACCCAUACAUCAUAUUCUUUGCAAAGGGUUAUGGGAAAAAUAACGAGCCACUUCGGGCCUAUGUGCUCUGCUACCUGAUUGCUGUGGCCUUCAUCCUCAUUGCUGAGCUGAACACCAUUGCAGCCUUGAUCUCAAACUUCUUCCUGUGCUCCUACUGUCUGAUAAACUUCAGCUGCUUUCAUGCCUCCAUCAUGAACUCCCCAGGAUGGAGGCCGUCAUUUCACUACUACAGCAAGUGGACGGCUCUGUUCGGGGCUGUGAUCUCUGUGGUUUUGAUGUUUCUGUUCACAUGGUGGGCCGCUCUGGUCACUUUCUGCAUCAUCUUCUUCCUGUUUGGAUACGUCAACUACAACAAACCAAAGAUAAAUUGGGGUUCAUCAGUUCAAGCAGGCACAUACAACAUGGCUUUGUCGUACUCUGUCUCUCUGACCAAUGUGGAGGAUCACGUGAAGAACUUUAGGCCUCAGUGUCUGGUCUUGACUGGACCGCCAAACCAGCGACCCGCUCUGGUUGAUUUUGUUGGCUGCUUCACAAAACACAUCAGCCUCAUGAUCUGUGGAGACAUCAUCAUGGAGCAGGACAGAAAGACUCGACCAAACAACACCACAGACGUGUUGGUGAAGUGGCUGAACAAGAGGAAGGUGAGAUCCUUCUACACUCCUUUCACCGGAGACAACCUGAGGACUGGAGCUCAUCAUCUGUUACAGGCUUCUGGACUUGGCAAGUUAAAACCCAACACUCUGGUUCUGGGCUUUAAGGCAAACUGGAGGGACAGCGCCCCAGAGACCAUCGAGGAUUAUAUCAACACCAUUUAUGACUCCUUUGACUCCAAUUACUGUUUGUGCAUCUUGAGGAUGAUGGACGGCCUGGACGUCACUGCUGACUUGGAUUUUAAAGUGAACGAUGGCUUUGAACCUGAUGAACCUGAAGAACCUGUGGAACACGAUGACCAGCAUAGUAAUGAUGAAGACCCAGACGCUGACAUGUCUGAUGAAGACAACAGCGAUCAGAUCAAGACUGUGUUCCAGAACGAUCAGGGCAAAAAGACCAUUGAUGUCUACUGGAUAGCUGAUGAUGGAGGUUUGACUUUACUGGUGCCCUACCUGCUGACCAGGAGGAAACGCUGGCACCGCUGCAAGGUCAGAAUCUUCAUCGUGGGAGACGAACAAAACGAGGAGGAGGGCCGCAAGGAGAUGAUCGCUCUGCUGAAGCGUUUCCGUCUGGAUGUUAAUGAUGUCAUCGUCAUGACGGACAGUGAGAAGCGUCCUCAAGCUAAGAGCUUGACCCGGUUUGUGGACAGCAUCGCCCCCUUCAGGCUGUAUGAUGAACAGCAGGAAGGCGUUUCAGUGCAGGAGCUGAGACAGAACGCCCCAUGGAAAAUAUCUGACAAAGAGUUUGAAGUGUUCAGGCUAAAGUCUGAGAGGAAGAUCAGGCUGAAUGAAAUCAUCCGCAAGAACUCACAACACACUGCUCUGGUGCUCGUGAGCCUCCCUGUGCCGCACAGAGACUGCCCCAGCUCUCUGUACAUGGCCUGGCUGGACACUUUGACCUACGGCCUUCACUGCCCCGCCGUGCUCAUACGAGGAAACCAGCAGAACGUCCUGACUUUCUACUGCCAGUAAACCCUGAGGAGAAAUCAGUUCUGAAGGAGCAUGUGACUAAAACAAAACUGACAUCCUGAGAACAGCAGCUGUAUGAGCAGAACUAAAGAUUUUGAAGAGUAAGAUCAUAUUUUCAUACUUUUACAAACCUAUUGGACACAAAAGAAGCAAACAAGCUCUGCUCAACUAAAGCAUUUAGUGAUUACAGAAGAAACUUAGAAAUGAACCAGAUGGGAACUUUCUUCUUAUCUUUGGGCACUACGGCUUCCUCCAAAAACAGUCCCAAAAACAUACUGCAUAGGUUGAUUGGUUACUCUGAAGUGUCCUUAGGUGUGCAUGUGGGAGAGCUCACGUGCACUGCGACAGUCUGGCAACCUGUACAGGCUGUAUCCAGCCUUCGCCCAACAGUAGCUGGGACAGGCUCCGGCAUCCCCGUGACCCAAAAUGGAUUUGGUGGGCUACGAAAAUGGAUGGAUGGAUAAACAAGACAAAAAAAACGUUUUUUUAUGCGUAAAAUUCUUUGCACUUCAACUCCAAGAGGGGUAAUGCAGAGCAUCAAGUGAGCCUGCGGAUACUUUGAGGGAACUAAAGGAUGUUCUUACUCUAAAAAAGGGUUCAAUUUACAGCUGCAUGAGAAAAAUGGCACAAUAAUGAUCUCAUGAAAAGGUUAUUAUAGUCAUGUGCUGAUAAAAAAAAAAAAAAAGUUCCCCGACUUUUGUAGUUCUGUUGUAACCCUUCUGCUAUCCUAGGCACUUUACCAUUGGGAGUUGGGUCAUCUAGACCCACUAGACAGUGCUUUAAACCUUUUUUCUUCAAUGAUUUGUGAA
Molecule: messenger RNA, 4363 nt
Organism: Oryzias latipes (Japanese medaka)
Lineage: Eukaryota; Metazoa; Chordata; Actinopteri; Beloniformes; Adrianichthyidae
Gene: slc12a10.1
Product: solute carrier family 12 member 10, tandem duplicate 1
Biological process (GO): chloride transmembrane transport; chloride ion homeostasis; potassium ion import across plasma membrane
Cellular component (GO): apical plasma membrane
Molecular function (GO): sodium:potassium:chloride symporter activity
Source: RefSeq, a predicted model, not a curated record